AUGAGCGCCGCGCUGGAUUCGGAAAAAGGGUCCCACGUGGCCGCCAAGGACGCCAUGGUAGCCUCGACCACUUCUGGACAAGACUCGCCGCCACGGCGUCCGUCAAAGGGGGCCGAGUCUCGGCGUAGCCACCGGAGCCGGGCCUCGUCCCACUCGUCCACUGACACCGACCCGCUGGACCCCCUCGAGCACGCCUUGACGGUCGACCUAGAGACGGAGGCUGAGCACGCCGCCAGAGAGCCCAUCACCUACACGCGCACCGGCACGAGUGUCGGCAGCACCGCGUCGCGACCCCCGGAUUUCGAAGUCGUCUUUGAGCCGGACGACCCCGAGAACCCCAAGAACUGGCCGUUGUGGUACCGCGCCUGGACCAUCUUUGUCGUGUCUCUGUCUACCUGGGUCGUCGUGCUGUAUAGUACAAGCUAUACUGCCUCCAUCCCGGGUCUCGUUGAAGAGUUUCAUUCGACGCAGGUCAUCGCAACGCUUGGUGUUACCACAUACCUCCUCGGCCUUGCAGUUGGUAGUCUGCUCGUGGCGCCGAUGAGUGAGCUGUACGGCCGGCAAUAUGUUUACAUUGGCUGCUUCAUCAUCUCAUCACUCCUGAUUAUUCCUUGUGGUCUUGCCAAGUCCCUGACUACCCUAAUCGUUGUUCGUUUCUUCGGCGCACUGUUUGGAGCCGCUUUGAUUGCCAACAGCCCAGGAACUAUAGUCGACAUAUCUAACGAGGAAUACCGCGCACUCGCCAUGUCCUUCUACAGUAUCGCACCGCUGAACGGGCCCGUGACGGGACCUCUUAUCGGUGGCUUCGUUUUCCAGUAUAUGGGCUGGAGAUGGACCAACUGGAUCGUCCUCAUUAUUGCUGGCGUCGGUAUCUGCCUAAUGCUCACCAUCCGCGAGACGUACGCACCCACCAUUCUCCAGCGCAAGGCAGCAAGAAUGCGCAAGGAGAUGGACGACCCGCGCUGGUGGUGCCGUUACGACGAAAAGGUCUCCAAAUUCCAUCUCAUCAAGCUGAACCUGAGCCGACCCUUCAUACUGAGCUUCACGGAACCCAUCCUGUGGUUCUUCAACCUCUGGAUCUCCCUCAUCUACGGCAUCCUCUAUCUUUGCUUCGUCGCGUACCCGAUUGUCUUCUCUCAGUACCGCGGCUGGGGACCUGGCGUCUCCGGACUUGCCUUCAUCGGUAUAGGCAUCGGCACCAUCCUGGCUAUCUGUUGCGAGCCCCUCUUCCGCCGCAUCAUCAACGCUCACCCCAAGGACCCUGUGACUGGCCGUGUCCCGCCCGAGGCCACAGCCCGCGUCAUGACUAUCGGCGCCGUCCUCACCCCCAUCGGCCAGCUGGUCUUCUCCUGGACAUGCCUGCCGGCGACCAUCCACUGGGCGAUCCCCAUCGCUUUCGGCAUUCCCUUUGGCGCCGGCAACACGAUAUCCUUCAUCUAUGGCUCCAACUACCUCGCAGGAGCAUACGGCAUCUACGCGGCCUCCGCUUUGGCAGGAAACGCUGUCAUGCGAUCCAUGUUCGGAGGCACCUUACCCCUUGCGGGGCCCGCCAUGUACAAAGCCCUUACGCCCCAGUGGGCCGGCACGCUGUGCGGGCUGCUCGAACUCGCUCUCAUUCCCAUCCCUCUCAUCUUCUGGAGAUACGGUGAGAGGAUUCGUGCUAAGAGCCCUGUCAUCCGGCAGAUGAGGGAAGACCAGGAGAAGAACGAGAGCAAGCGUGCCAAGCACCAGGCGCGUAUGGCAAGGAAGCAGGACAAAGAGGCCGCUGCCGCUGCCGAUGCUGGUACCGGUGAAAAGUCGACUGGUGUGCUGGCGAGUUCUGAGCAGGCCGAGCCAAGAGACCCUGAGAAGAGUGUGUGA
This is a messenger RNA of Colletotrichum graminicola M1.001, 1860 nucleotides long. RefSeq names its product major facilitator superfamily transporter. Gene Ontology annotation, molecular function: transmembrane transporter activity. The transcript has 3 exons. Gene Ontology annotation, biological process: transmembrane transport. Lineage: Eukaryota; Fungi; Ascomycota; Sordariomycetes; Glomerellales; Glomerellaceae. The coding region runs from base 1 to 1860 and encodes 619 amino acids. The record is from RefSeq and is a predicted model, not a curated record.